GGCGUACUACUUUUAGCUUUUUUGCUGUUAUUAUGCAAUUUUUUUUUUUGAUUGACCAGAUCAGUUUGUUGAUGGUUCUCGUGCAGUGCAGUGCAGUUGUGCACCUUCCUACUACGUUAACUUCCCUCCAAAACGAUUCUUCUCCCCCUAGGGUUUUUUUCCAUGCUGCUGCUAAAACACGCAUGUACUGCGUUUCUGUGUUCGCAGGGGCACAUGGAGCUGCCCCACUGCCUUAGCUAUUGUUUAUGCUUUUGUUGAGUGAUUUGCGUGGAAAAAUGUGUGGUCCUUUUGCGGAUUUUCUUCAAGUUUUGUUGCGUUUCAGACUUGGCUACACCAAAUGCUCGAAGAUUGAUUUGACGUGUAGUUUUUUGUAUAGUGAGCUUGGGUACUGAGCCUUUACAUUGUGGCUGGUAUUCUUCUUAUGGCUUAAUAUUUGCUGGUACUUUGAAUUAUUAUUAUUGCUAUAAAAGGUUGGAUUUGUUAGGGAUUUCAAUUCUGUGGAACUGUGUUUGCUCAAGUUUUCUUGUUUUAUGGAUAUAUUAUGUAAAUAGUCGUUCUUGGUGGUACUCAAUUCUUUUGGUGGGUUCUGGUUUAUUUAUUGAGUAAAUUUACAAGUUUGGAAAGCUAGGAAGUAGUUUGUAGAGGGUUUUGAGUUGGUGGUGUGGUGAAGUUUGAUUGUUUUAAGGGUUAGUAGAUGAAAUAUGGAGAGCAAUGGGAAUUGUAAAAUUUCAAGAAAUUUAGAGGAUGUGGUUGAAAGCCAUCCAGGGGAGAAGAGUAUGUUCCAGAUUCAUAGUAGUCACUCAUUGAUUCAAGAUGGGAAUCAAUCAGUUAUGAGCCGAACCAAUGGAGAUCAUGCUGGUAGCCCAUUGGAAGUUUCUGGAAAGUCUGAUGAUGUCAUUGUGUCUGAUGCAUUUGAAAAUAGGAUGAGGAGGUUGUCUUCUGUAGUUGGUACUUCUUCCAAUGUGCAAUCUGAUGCAUCUUCUCCGGAAUCACCAUACCGUAGAGCAACAUCACUGCCGGGUGCAGAUCUGAGUUGGAGUGCACCACCCCGAGCCCGAAGAGGUUUGGGGCAUAGCAUCACUGCACCUGCAUCGGCACACAGAAAUCUCGUCCUUGAAGGCCAGGAAGGUGUAUUUUCAAGAUCUAUGACUGAUAAAAAGAUCACUCCAAGGCACGAACUGAGAUUAGAUAGACUUUCUGAGCGUGAGAAGCAAAAGCUCAUUGUAGAGCUAGUAAAGAUCCAAAAAGACGGGACAGUGGAGGUUGAUCUAACUAAGAGUGCUCCUGUGGCUUCUGAACUUUUGGAGCUUCAUACACUUGAAAGCCAACUUCCUAGCAUUGAUAGGAUUGUCACUGAAUCUAACAAUAAGUUGGUCCCAAAAUUGAAGAUUGCAGUGCUUGUAGUGGGAACAAGGGGAGAUGUUCAGCCAUUCCUGGCUAUGGCUAAGAGACUUCAGGAAUUUGGUCAUUCUGUUAGGCUGGCCACUCAUGCCAAUUUCCGUGAUUUUGUGAAGUCAGCAGGUGUAGACUUCUAUCCUCUGGGCGGUGACCCUCGGGUUUUGGCAGGAUAUAUGGCCAGAAAUAAAGGCCUCAUUCCCUCAACACCAGGAGAGAUUACAGUACAGAGAAAACAGUUAAAGGCCAUUAUUGAAUCACUUCUUCCGGCUUGUACUGAAGCAGAUCUUGAAACUGGUCAGCCUUUCAGGGCUCAAGCAAUUAUUGCAAAUCCUCCUGCAUAUGGACAUGUUCAUGUUGCUGAAGCCCUUGGAGUACCUCUUCACAUAUUUUUCACAAUGCCUUGGACGCCGACUUAUGAAUUUCCACAUGCAUUCGCUCGUGUACCUAAAAGUGCUGGGUACUGGCUUUCUUAUAUAGUUGUGGACUUAUUGAUAUGGUGGGGAAUACGAAGCUACAUCAAUGACUUUAGGAAAAAGAAGCUAAAUCUUCCCCCGAUUGCGUAUUUCAGUAUGUACUAUGGAUCAAUAUCUCACUUGCCUACUGGCUAUUUGUGGAGUCCUCAUGUUGUGCCUAAACCACAAGACUGGGGCCCGCAGGUUGAUGUUGUCGGUUAUUGUUUCUUAAACCUUGGAUCAAAUUACCAGCCUCCUGAAGCUUUUACCCAAUGGAUCCAAAGAGGAUCUAAACCUAUUUAUAUAGGUUUUGGAAGCAUGCCUCUCGAGGAUUCCAAGAAAACCACAGACAUAAUUCUGGAAGCACUGAAAGUUACCGGACAGAGGGGAAUUAUUGACCAAGGUUGGGGAGGUCUUGGUACUUUACCAGAAAUUCCUGAAACUGUUUAUACGCUUUCGGAUUGCCCUCAUGACUGGCUUUUCCUGCAAUGCUCAGCUGUGGUUCAUCAUGGUGGUGCCGGAACCACGGCUGCAGGGCUACGGGCUGGGUGUCCAACAACUAUCGUACCAUUCUUCGGAGAUCAAUUUUUCUGGGGUGACAGACUUCAUCAGAAGGGACUCGGACCACCUCCAAUUCCUAUAUCUCAGCUCACUGUCGAAGGCUUAUCUGAGGCUAUAAGAUUCAUGCUCCAACCUGAGGUGAAAUCACGAGUAAUGGAGCUAGCAAGGCUAGUGGAUAGCGAUGAUGGAGUUUCAGGUGCUGUUGAUGCUUUUCAUCGCCAUUUACCCACAGAGCUACCAUUACCAACCGGCCCACCUUCUGUGGAAGAAACUGAAAGUCCGAAUCCUUUGCAAUGGCUUUUUAUAAAGAUUGGCAGCCUCUGUUCCCUGGCUUGUGGCUCUAAAUCUUAGGUUUUGAAGACAUUAUACAGCCAUACAUUUGUUCUUCUGUUCAUGCUUUCAUCAUAUCCAUCAUUCAUUUUAUUCAUAGAAAUAAGGGAAUUUAUCUGUUCAUAUGUGUUUCAUAGUCAGAUGUAGUGAAUAGGAUUAUAUUGUGUUGAGGCUUUUCUGUAAUAAUUGAUUAUUUGAUUUGGGAAUGCAACUCCUCUCUUUUAGGCUUGUUUUAGGUUCAGCAAUGUCUGGUUUGAUUCUUGAGCUUUGAAGGAAAUUGAAAUCAGAA
Ipomoea nil (Japanese morning glory) is the source of this 3030-nucleotide messenger RNA. RefSeq names its product sterol 3-beta-glucosyltransferase UGT80B1-like. The record is from RefSeq and is a predicted model, not a curated record. The coding region runs from base 702 to 2762 and encodes 686 amino acids. Gene Ontology annotation, biological process: carbohydrate metabolic process. The transcript is spliced from 15 exons. NCBI's taxonomy places the organism in Eukaryota, Viridiplantae, Streptophyta, Magnoliopsida, Solanales, Convolvulaceae. Gene Ontology annotation, molecular function: hexosyltransferase activity; UDP-glycosyltransferase activity.